Molecule: messenger RNA, 1203 nt
Organism: Penicillium waksmanii
Lineage: Eukaryota; Fungi; Ascomycota; Eurotiomycetes; Eurotiales; Aspergillaceae
Product: TauD/TfdA dioxygenase family protein
Exons: 3
Coding region: 1-1203 (400 amino acids)
Cellular component (GO): cytoplasm
Molecular function (GO): 2-oxoglutarate-dependent dioxygenase activity
Source: RefSeq, a predicted model, not a curated record
AUGGCUCCUUCUUUGGUUGACCCUAUUCUACCUUCAACAACCCCAAGCCUGGGCAAAUUCAUUGUGCCCUCGAAAGGCAUCAUCCCCGGAGAUAACAAGUUCGGCUAUGCUCCUGGACGCACCAUUGUUGAGAAGCAUGACAACUACCCCCAUGAGGACUUCUUGCCUUCUUUCCCCAACGUUCACUGGGAUCCAAUCGAGGAACACACAUACGAAGACCGUGGCCUCAAAGGAGACCCCAAGUUCCGCAACCUUCUGAAGGAUGCCACGGCUGUCUUCGACUACAACCCGAAGAUUGGAACCGAAGUUCAUGGUGUCGACCUGGCCACCCUCACAGACGCACAGAAGGACGACUUAGCACGUCUGAUUGCCUACCGAGGGGUUGUCUUUUUCCGAUCUCAGAAGAACUUUGAUAUUGAAGCCCAACGGGGUCUUGGACAACACUUUGGCAAGCUCCACAAGCAUGCAACUACAUCUGUUCCUCAGAAAGGAGGUCUUGAAGACGUUCAUGUCGUUUACACUGGCGAUAACUCCGGUGACAACCGUGCCCUCUUCAGUCCUAGCUUCCUGUGGCACUCAGACGUUACAUAUGAGAUUCAACCACCGUCUUACACUACACUGAAACUCCUCGCGGGUCCACCCAGCGGUGGCGGUGGUGACACCCUGUGGUCAUCUCAAUACGCCGCCUAUGAUGUUCUCUCCCCAUUCAUGCAGACCUACUUGAAGAAUCUAUCAGCCCUCCACUCCGCGAACAUGCAAGCCAGUGACUCAAAGGCUCUCGGUCGACCAGUCCGCCGGGAUCCCAUCACCACAGUACACCCUCUCAUCCGAACAAACCCCGUCACCGGAUGGAACGCCCUAUUCUUCAACCCUGGUUUCGUGACUAAGAUCAUUGGCAUUCCCAAGGCUGAGAGCGAUGCCAUCUUGAAAUACCUCACCGACGUGAUCGCCACAACACAAGAAAUGCACGCCCGUUUCCAGUGGAACCAAGAUGACGUUGCUCUCUGGGACAACCGCACAACCACCCACUCUGCAUCAUACGGCUUCACUCCCCAUCGACGACACGCAGUUCGCGUUGCAAGCCACGCCGAGCGCCCUGUCCUAGAGGCUUCCGGUAAAUCCCAGGAAGAUGAGCUCAACGCUCUGUAUGGACUGCCGGCAGUCAACAAAGAUGGAUCACGACAGUCUAACUACAAUGAUUGA